Messenger RNA from Physella acuta, 492 nucleotides. Its product is annotated as spore coat assembly protein ExsA-like. The record is from RefSeq and is a predicted model, not a curated record. NCBI's taxonomy places the organism in Eukaryota, Metazoa, Mollusca, Gastropoda, Physidae.
AUGCUCAACCUCGUGCCCAACCUAGUGCCCAACCUAGUGCCCAACCUCAUGCCCAACCUCAUGCCCAACCUCAUGCCCAACCUCGUGCCCAACCUCAUGCCCAACCUCGUGCCCAACCUAGUGCCCAACCUCAUACCCAACCUUAUGCCCAACCUCAUGCCCAACCUAUGCCCAACCUACAUGCCCAACCUUAUGCCCAACCUAGUGCCCAAACUCAUGCCCAACCUCAUUUCUUACCUCAUGCCCAACCUCAUGCCCAACCUCAUGCCCAACCUCAUGCCCAACCUAGUGCCCAACCUCAUGCCCAACCUCAUGCCCAACCUCAUGCCCAACCUAGUGCCCAACCUAGUGCCCAACCUAGUGCCCAACCUCGUGCCCAACCUCGUGCCCAACCUAGUGCCCAAACUCAUGCCCAACCUCAUUUCUAACCUCAUGCCCAACCUCAUGCCCAACCUAGUGCCCAACCUCAUGACAACCUGGUGCUCAACCUAA